Notodromas monacha is the source of this 309-nucleotide messenger RNA. NCBI's taxonomy places the organism in Eukaryota, Metazoa, Arthropoda, Ostracoda, Podocopida, Cyprididae. The record is from the annotation of a GenBank genome assembly.
AUGGAGCAGAAAGAUGGCCCAGUGGCGGAAAAUCUCGCGAAAAUGUUCUUGCAAAGCCGAGCCUCUGCCAUUUGUCAUGUCUGCGCAGCAGAGCAAAAUGCGGGAAGCAGUCAGUCGAACAACCGGCCUGUGACCUACCGCGAUCUUACAGUGAUCUUAGAGAACCCACAUCAUGGCGGCAUUCGUGGCCAAGCAAAUGAUGGGCAGCAAGCUCAAUGCUGUCAAAGAGAUAUAUCCGCAUUCGGCGAAAAGAUACCUCAAAGCCAAGAUAAACUCUUCCGACCAGCCAUGAUGACAGGACAGGAUUGA